AUGGCUUCCAAAACUUGUUCCUCAUCACUUGCUCUUUUCCUCACACUCAACCUUCUCUUCUUUGCACUUGUCUCGGCUUGUGGUAGUAAUUGUAAAUGUCCUGGUCCAUACCCAAAUCCCUGCCCUUCAUCAAGUGGCACUUGCCCUCGUGAUGCACUCAAACUAGGGGUAUGCGCCAAUGUGCUAAACGGGUUGCUGAACGUGACUUUGGGUCAACCACCAGUGACCCCUUGUUGUUCCCUCCUUGAAGGCCUUGCUGACCUCGAAGCUGCAGUGUGCCUUUGCACUGCCCUUAAAGCAAACAUUUUGGGCAUUAACCUUAACCUUCCCAUAUCACUCAGCUUGCUCCUCAAUGUUUGCUCAAGGCAAGUCCCACAUGACUUUCAAUGUGCCUAA
This is a messenger RNA of Abrus precatorius (Indian licorice), 396 nucleotides long. Its product is annotated as 14 kDa proline-rich protein DC2.15-like. NCBI's taxonomy places the organism in Eukaryota, Viridiplantae, Streptophyta, Magnoliopsida, Fabales, Fabaceae. The coding region runs from base 1 to 396 and encodes 131 amino acids. The record is from RefSeq and is a predicted model, not a curated record. The transcript has a single exon.